CAAUGCCUCCCCUCCCUCAAUUUCAGAUUUUCGAUUGAUCGCCUUUCUUCUUCAAUUUCUCAUUCGAGAUCAUUACAACAAUUACAAUGGAGUAUCGCCGGUUGAACGUGACGGUGGUGUCGGCGGAGGGCAUAAAGGACGUGAAGCUGCUGUCCAAGAUGGACGUCUACGCCGACGUGUCCCUCGCCGGCUACCCGCAGUCGCGGAAGGUCACGCCCGUCGACAAGAACUCCGGCACAAACCCUAAAUGGAACUUCCCCGUCGACUUCGUCGUCGACGAGCCCUACCUGACCCGCCCCGGCCUCUCCCUCCUCUUCCGCCUCAUGGCCGAGAGCACUCUCAAAAGCGACAAGCUCAUCGGCACCGUCACCGUCCCCAUCGACGACCUUUUCCGCUCCGCCACCGCCGACGCCGACCGGACCGUCGUCUACCCCGUCGUCACCGCCUCCGGAAAGCCCAAGGGCUCCCUCAAGUUCUCCUACCGUUUCGGGGAGAAAUUCACUCAUCAGGCGCCGGCGACGGCGAAGCACGGCGGGGAUGAGCCAGUGACGGCAUAUCCGGCGCCGGCGCCGGCGGGGUAUCCUCCGGCGGCGGCGUAUCCACAGACGAGCGGUUAUCAGUACGGAUACCAUCCCCACGGGUACCAGCCGGCGGCGGCGGGGUACAAUUACAAGCCGCAGAAGCCGAAGAAGAGCGGGAUGGGCGGCGGGCUGGGGUUGGGAUUGGGCGCCGGGCUGCUCGGCGGGCUGCUGGUCGGAGAAAUGGCGUCGGAUAUUGGGGACGCGGCGGCGUACGCCGAUGGGUACGGCGACGCCAUGGACGACAUGGGCGACUUUGAUUUUUAGGUCUUGGUUGGGAGAUUUUGAAAUUUUAAUACUGUGUGUGUGUUAUGUAUGUAGUAACAGUAUAUGGUUAUUAUUCUUUUGUUUUUUUUUAGUUUGCAUGUAAAAAGAUCGGUUUUGAAGGGGAUGGGUAUGAAUAAAUACAUCCUGGUCUACACAAUCUGACUCAUUUUGAGCCCA
This is a messenger RNA of Andrographis paniculata, 1022 nucleotides long. RefSeq names its product protein SRC2 homolog. NCBI's taxonomy places the organism in Eukaryota, Viridiplantae, Streptophyta, Magnoliopsida, Lamiales, Acanthaceae. The transcript has a single exon. The coding region runs from base 87 to 845 and encodes 252 amino acids. Gene Ontology annotation, biological process: defense response. The record is from RefSeq and is a predicted model, not a curated record.